Messenger RNA from Punica granatum (pomegranate), 1135 nucleotides. NCBI's taxonomy places the organism in Eukaryota, Viridiplantae, Streptophyta, Magnoliopsida, Myrtales, Lythraceae. The record is from RefSeq and is a predicted model, not a curated record.
UGAAACCAUCUGAUCUUCAUUACCUCAAACUUUGCUUGGUGGUUCACUAAGCAAACGGGCAAACGGCAAUGUCGUCGACAAACCUCUCUAAGACGGACUCGGAAGUGAGCAGCCUCACCCCAUCAUCACCACCCAACUCCUCCCCAGCCCGAGGCGGCCGCCCGGCAUACUUUGUCCAAAGCCCGUCCCGGGACUCUCACGAUGCGACCACAACCAACUCAUCCCACCACUCCACCCCGGCUGCCCUCAGCCCCGCCGGUUCCCCUCCCCGUUCCCACUCAAACUCCUCCCUUGGCCCCCACUCCAAUCGUUCCUCCUCCACCCGUUUCUCUGGUUCCCUCAAGCACACCAAGCACGGUCGCAGGGGUUCCCGUCGUGGUGUGCCCUGGAAAGAGGAGUUUGAUGUGAUCGAGGAGGAGGGCCUCCUUGAUGGGGAUGAUAGGGAGGAAGGAAUCAUUCCUCGGCGCUGCUACUUCCCGGCAUUUGUUGCAGGGUUCUUCAUGCUCUUCUCGUUCUUUGCCCUGAUCUUGUGGGGCGCGAGUCGGCCCCAGAAGCCUAGGAUCACUAUGAAGACUAUCAAGUUUGAUCAGUUCGUGGUGCAAGCAGGGUCAGAUCACUCUGGGGUGGCGACCGGCAUGGUGACCAUGAACUCCACGGUCAGGCUUACAUUCCGAAACACGGGAACCUUCUUUGGAGUCCAUGUCGCCUCCUCGCCGCUCGACCUCUCCUACUCUCAGCUCACCCUCGCCACCGGAACUGUGAACGAGUUUUACCAGUCGAGGAAGAGCCAGAGGUCAAUCGCGGUGAUAUUAGAGGGAAGCAACAUCCCAGUGUAUGGCGGAGGAUCAGAUCUGAGCAGCGUCAACGGCGUGCCGACACAGCCCGUUCCGCUGAGGCUAACGUUCCACGUGAGGUCGAGGGCCUAUGUCCUGGGGAAACUGGUGCAGCCCAGGUUCGGCAAGAGGAUCAUCUGCUCGGUCGUCAUGGACCCCAAGAAGAUGGCUCACGGUCUUCCCCUCAAAGACAAGUGCACCUUUCAGUGACAACUUAUAAUUAAGCUUUUCGCUUCAUGUCAUGUUACAGUGAGCACAUGGGCUUAUUUUUACGCGAGUAUACAUAUGUUCGGUUCGGAUCC